Molecule: messenger RNA, 4899 nt
Organism: Stylonychia lemnae
Lineage: Eukaryota; Ciliophora; Spirotrichea; Sporadotrichida; Oxytrichidae
Source: the annotation of a GenBank genome assembly
AUGUUUAAAAAAAAGUCAUUAGACUAUCAUAAAAGUCCUGUUAAAGCCUAGCAGCACAAGAUAGUAGAUAUACUCCAAGAUUUCGAAAAUCAAAUAUUAGGCUCAAAUUUACAAUUUUCAAGCGCUCAUGGGAUGAAAGAAUAGAUCAAGCCCUUAAUCUAACAAUGUAAAAUUCUUUUGUUUUCAACAACAAAUUAUGAGCAAGAAGCCGUCAAACUACUCUAAAAAUAAUAGACAAAGGGCAUGUGUGCGAAACCCUUAUUCUUUGGGGAUAUAAUAUGGGAGUGCUUCGAUUGCCAAAUCUAGCCUCUUUGUAUCUAGUGUGAGGAGUGUUUUGAAAAGACUGAUCAUACAGGACACAAGGUAAUAAUGCAUAAAAAUCUUAAUGGAUCUUGCGACUGUGGAGAUGCCAAUAAUUGGAAGCCUUCAGGAAACUGCAGUGAUCAUUAAGGCACUAAAGAAUCUAUUCAAGCCUCAAUGAAGAAUAUUGAUCAAAAUAUUCUGAUAAAUUCAGGUUAUGUGAUUUAAUAUCUAGUCCAAUCUAUUAAGAAGCACUGUCUAAUUCUGUAGAAAGAUCCUAGUAAUUAAUUUUUGCAAUCCAUGAUUUAUAUGCUUUGUGAUUUCUUUAUUUGGAUGAUUGAUCUCUCUCCAGCUUUCAUCUAAAUUACUGAAGAUGUCAUAAGAAAUUAAGUUGAUGAUAGUGAGAGUUUUCUUCGAUUAAACAAGUCUCUGAAUCAUAAAUGUGGAGUUUAUCUUUAAAUCAACGUGGAAUUGACUCCAUUUAAAGCAGAUUAAAAUUCUCUAAAUUUAACAAGGUUCAAAGAUAUGUGUUACUGCAAUAUGUUUGAUUUAUUAGCUUAGGUAAAUCAUUUGUUUGAUAAGGACGCUCAAAAAGUAAUGUACACACUUGGAUUGAAAUUCAUUUAAAGUGAUUACUUUAGAAUACUAGUUGGAUUAUCAUUAUUCAGAAGUUAUGAGGAGAUAUAAACUCAUAGAAAUGAUGAUAGUAGUUUUGGUAAUCUUUUCAUUCAGUUUUAUGCAAGUGAUUACUCUCAAUAUUAGACACUGAAGUAUCCUUAAAUUCGGGAAAUCAUCAUUGGUACAAUCAACAAACUAAUAAAAUAGUUCGUGCUUAAUCAAACAAAAGAAAAAAUGAGUCCACUUACAUAUUGCUAUACAGACUUAAUCAAAAUGACUUAGCCAAUUACAGCUGAAAUGCUAAUCCAGAAUACUGAUUUUAUUUUACAACUAAUUGAUCACCUGCAGGAAUAUUACUUCUUAGAUUUAACUAAAUAUCAAACAACCCAUGUUACCUAUGAGCAUCAGUUUGAAAGAAAACUAUAUCACUAAGCCAGUGGAAAGGUUUGCUAGGUUCUCUCAUGCUAUUUGGAUAGAGUAGAUCCAUUUGAUAUAUCUCUAAAUAGAAAGAUUAUGCAAAGAUUUAUGCUAAAUUUCACAUUAAUUGAUCAGAAAGUAUCAAAAGUUGAAGAAGAUCAAGCAUUUGCAUUAAUUCCUCUGCAUAAUGCUUUUUCUAGAUAUUUUACUCGUCUAGUAAUGCAAAACUACCUCAUUGAAGUAAAAGAAGAUAACUAUCUUAGUUCUAAAGAUUUGAUGAUAAGUAUAGCUUUUAGAUUUCUGAAUUCAAGCUGUGAAGACGAAGACAGAUAAAGACUAAUAGCGAUAAUUUUGAAACCUCUCACCAUUUCGUGGACAUUCAUCCAUGAGAUAGCUAGCAAUAAGUGGGUAAUGUGCGGAUAAAAGAUUAAACAGUCAUAUUAUUAUCUCUAUAACUAUAAUUCAACGAUAUACUACAACAUUGCUUUGUAUCAAAUUCUAAUCUCUGUUUCACCAAUCCCAGGCUAGAUAAUUGAGGGUAUUAUGAAUAUUUAAUAAAGGGAUUAAUGGAUGAAAGUUACUAUGAACCAUUUAAAAGAACCUUCAGCAAUGAGUGAGUCAUAUCUAAAUCAUAUUUAAGCUAAUUUUGAUGAGAAAAAGUUAAGUCAAAUGAUCUAUUUUCAAUUGAGACAACUUAUAACUAUUUGUGUAAAUGAGCUUCCUAUUCUUUACAAUUUAGUUGAUUUCGAAGUUAGCCCGAUGAUUUAGGAUGAAGUUAAAAUGAUGUUUGAAAAGGAUAUUAAGAGAAGUCUAGUUCACUCAAUGAUGAUUUAAGGAUUGAGGAGUGACAUUGAAAAAAUAAGAUAAUGUACCUUACUCAUUUAUGAGCAGUCUCCCUCAUUUGAAAAAAUUCUUCGAGAAAUUACUGAGUAAACUAGAGACAAUAACACUGGUAAGAUGAUUUUCAAAAUAAAGAAUGAGCUUCUAAAUCAAUUCGAUCCUUACUUUUAUGUAAUACCAGAAGAUCAAGAAAAGGCUUAUGAGAUUAUAAACUCAUUGCAAUAAGAGAAGAAAUUUGUAGAUGCUAAUAUUGGCGAUACAUUUGAGAAUUAUCAAUAUAGCUCAUAAAUAAAUUAGCUAGCUUCUGAAUCUCUAAUUAAUCCUCAUCUCAUUGAAUAUCUUUCAAAUUUGAUGGAGGAAUGGAUUGUAGAUUCAAGAAAAUUGCAAAAAGUUCAAGUGCUAAAUGAUAAGAUUGGAAAUUAAUGUCUUAAGCUUUUCUUAAUCAUUUUUAAAGCAGCAAACAAUUCUUAAUAAAUAGAACUGCAAUCAACAUUAAUCUAGAUUAUAUUAGCAUUGCCUUAAUUUUAAGGUGUCUUGGAAGCAAUAGGUAAGAAAAACUAGCAAUAUCAAAUUAUCGUUCAAAAAAUCAUAAAGGAGUUGAACAAACUAAAGGGUGAAGAAGACUAAAUUAUGAUGGACUUAAGCAAUUCAUAGACAGCCGCUGAUGAUUAAAAGAAACUUCAAAGAGACCAAGCUAAAUUAAAAUAAUAAGAGAUUAUGAAGAAGUUUCAAAACAAGAGGAAUAAUUUCGCUAAUUAAGUUCAAGAAGAAAGCAAAUAAUAAGAAGAGACUAAAUCUUAAAGUAGCUAUAAUAACUAAUAAACUAUCAAAUAGUGUUCUUUCUGUCUUGAAGAACUCUAAGACUCUAAAUACAUUAAUCAGCCAUUCGGAAGAUUCGCAUAUUUCACGUAGACCCAGAUACUUUUCUAAAGUAUUAAGCAAGCGAUGAGUCGAAAUAAAGAUAGAAUUUGUUAUGAUAAUGGAUAAUAUGAUGAGAUACUUAAACUUCUGGGGUUAAAUAUUCUAGAAAAUUCUACUUACACUAGUGAUACUAUCCUCAGAUGCAAUCAUUAUGCUCACGAUAGUUGCUUAUAAUACUAUUUAGAGUCAAACCAAUAAGGUUAAUAUACUUAAUAACAAAGAAAUUACAUUGGAAUUUCAAUGGAUUAAUUUUAUUGCCCUCUAUGCAAGAGUCUAUGCAAUAUGUUACUUCCCGAUAAUGAUCUUAGUGAGGUUCUCACUUUGAUACGUAGCUAGCAUGAUAGUCAUAAAUUUGCUUCUGUGUUAAAUUUUUCUAACGUGAUAAACAUGAAGAUCAGUAGUAAGUUGAAAUUAGAUGAAGAUACAGAUGAUUAAGGACAGAUUUAACUAGAUUCAGUUUUGAACUUUUUCAUCCAGAAUAUCAUGCUAUUAAAGAUAGACAAAGUUUAGUAAAAUUUCUUCAACUCUUAAUACUCUAAUGAAAUACUCAUUAAUUUUGAUGAUUUAAACUUGCUUCUAAGAAUGUCCUUGAACUUUACAUAAAUAGUAACGAAGAUCAGAGAACUAGGAGAUAAUAGCAAAAAAGUAAAUUUGAAAUAAGAAUACUCCUAACUUAUUAAUAAUAGAAUAAAUAAGGAAUUACUCGAGCUUGAAAAUGGAUUUGUUUAUCUCAAAGAUUUAACUUUAGUAUCAAUGCGAAUUAUCCUGCUCUUAGUAAUUGAUUAGUAAAGUACUGAAAAUGAACUUAAUAAGUCUAUAAGUUUCAUUUUAACUGCACUUUCAGAUCAUGCUCUUGUUUAGUAGAAUUUGAUAUCUAAAAAAUAAGGACAAAGCUCUUAAGCUAAUUGCUAUAUUCAUGAUAAUUUCUUGAAAUUAAAUGCUUAUAUGCUUUUGGCUAUAACCAAUAAAAAUUCAAAAUUCUAGGAUUCAUGGAUGAAAAAAAAUCAAAAGCUUUUAAGCCUACUAAGUAAAAACCAAUGUGAUAUUGAGAGCUUCAAAGCUUAUUUAGGCUUAAGUAACAAUUAUGAGGAUUAAUUCGGAAGAACUAAUUAAGAAUCAAUUACAAAUUUGCAAUAAUAUUUGGCUUUUGGAUCUAUUGCUGAUGAUGAAUAUUAAAAGAAUUCAAUAGAUUGUUACUAAGCUUUCUAUAAUAGUGUUUAUGCUUAAAAUAAGAAUCUUAUAGAUUACUCAUAGAACUAUUUGACAAAGAUUAAUCUUCCUUUUGAAUUCAUAUAAAUACCACACAACUUUUAACAAUUUGUACUCAAGUAUUACAAGCAAAAAUGUGAUAGAUGCAAGAAAGUACCUGAAAAUGGAGCUGUAUGCUUACUUUGCGGAUAAGUUUUAUGUAUGAAAACUGACUGCUGUUAAAUCAAUUCUAUUGCAGAAUUGACUCAUCAUUCAAGAGACUUUGAAGGAGGAGUUGGUGUUUAUAUUUGGAUAUAAGGAGGUUAUAUGUAUCUAAUUGAAAACGGUCGAGUAAUUCAGAAAUCUUGCCCCUAUGUCAAUUAAUAUGGAGAAUCGUUUUAACAAAAUAAGUCUAAGGAUUGGGAUUAAUUCACAUUGACAGGAGAACAGGCUGCACAUUCAUCCUCUAGUUUAAGUGAAAACUAUUGUGGAAGUUAUUGCUAGACUGGCAUUAUUGAUAAAAUAAAGAAAUAAUACAUUGAGCUAAGAAUCGCUAAUGAAGUCAUUAAAUAAAGACAAAUUAACUAAUUAAAUAUUAGAAUUGGAUCGAUUUGA